ACCCUAUAGAAGUUAGAGGACACGCGAACACACGCUACUCUGUCUCCGCAGUAUUCUCUGUCUCUCUGUGUUACCCCCUAGAAUAUAGAUACUAGAGAGAGCACUCCAGUUCAAUUUCAAUCGUCGACUCUUUUCCGAUCCUCGAGUUCACUGCUGAUCAAUAUGGACCUUCCCAGCCUCCUCGUCAUCCUCCAGGGUGCUCUUUGCCCCAGCCCCGAUGAGCGCAAGGCCGCGGAGCAAAGCCUCAAUCAGUUUCAGUACGCACCUCAACAUUUGGUGAGGGUAUUGCAAAUUAUCGUGGAUAAUAACUGCGACAUGGCCGUGCGCCAAGUCGCCAGCAUUCAUUUCAAGAACUUCAUCGCCAAGAACUGGUCUCCUCAUGAGCCUGGUGUGGGACGCCUUGCUUAUGAGCAGCGGAAGAUUUCCCAAACCGACAAAAACAUGGUGAGGGACAAUAUCCUAGUGUUCGUACCACAACUUCCUCCUCUGUUAAGGGUACAGAUAGGUGAGUGCCUCAAGACGAUUAUCCAUGCUGACUACCCUGAACAAUGGCCACACCUUUUGGACUGGGUGAAGCAUAACUUACAAGAUAAGCAAGUCUAUGGAGCUUUGUAUGUGUUACGGAUACUUGCUAGAAAAUAUGAGUUCAAGUCUGAUGAGGAGAGAACACCGGUUUAUCACAUUGUUGAGGAGACAUUCCCUCAUUUGCUCAAUAUAUAUAACAGGCUUGUGCAGAUUGUCAAGCCAUCGCUUGAUGUGGCGGAGCUGAUCAAGUUUAUUUGUAAAAUAUUUUGGUCAUCCAUAUAUUUGGAGAUUCCCAAGCAGCUCUUUGAUCCGAAUCUCUUCAAUGCUUGGAUGAUUCUUUUUCUAAAUGUAUUGGAGAGGCCUGUCCCCUUAGAAGGGCAGCCUGUUGACCUUGAGAUUAGGAAAUCAUGGGGGUGGUGGAAGGUCAAGAAAUGGACAAUUCACAUUUUAAAUAGGCUAUACACUAGGUUUGGUGAUUUGAAACUUCAAAACCCAGAAAACAAAGCUUUUGCGCAGAUGUUUCAGAAGAAUUAUGCAGGAAAGAUUUUGGAAUGUCACUUAAAUUUGCUGAAUGUCAUUUGUGUCGGUGGAUAUUUACCUGACAGAGUUAUCAAUCUGAUUCUUCAAUAUCUAACCAACAGUAUCUCGAAGAACGCAAUGUAUAACCUGCUCCAAUCUCGACUUGAUACUCUUCUUUUUGAGAUAAUUUUUCCCCUUAUGUGCUUCAAUGACACUGAUCAAAAGCUUUGGGAUGAAGACCCACAUGAGUACGUGAGGAAGGGUUAUGAUAUCAUUGAAGAUCUAUACAGUCCAAGGACUGCUGCCAUGGAUUUUGUCAGUGAGCUGGUUAGAAAACGUGGAAAAGAAAAUCUUCAUAAGUUUAUUCAAUUCAUUGUGGAAAUUUUUAAAAGUUAUGAUGAAGCACUGGUAGAGUACAAACCCUAUAGACAGAAAGAUGGUGCACUUCUCGCUGUUGGAGCUCUUUGUGAUAAAUUGAAGCAAACUGAACCUUACAGGUCUCAACUUGAGCAUAUGUUAGUGCAACAUGUUUUCCCUGAGUUCACUAGUCCAUUUGGGCAUCUUAGGGCCAAGGCUGCAUGGGUUGCAGGACAGUAUGCCCAUAUAAAUUUCUCGGAUCAGAACACUUUCCGUAAGGCUUUACACAGUGUUGUGUCUGGGAUGCGGGAUCCAGAACUUCCUGUUCGUAUUGAUUCUGUUUUUGCUUUGCGCUCUUUUGUUGAAGCUUGCAGAGGUAUAUAUAUGCUGCACACUAUGUAUUUGAAUGAAAUUCGCCCAAUUCUUCCUCAACUCCUUGAUGAGUUCUUUAAACUAAUGAAUGAGGUUGAGAACGAGGACCUUGUAUUUACUCUGGAGACUAUAGUGGACAAGUUUGGGGAGGAAAUGGCACCAUAUGCUCUUGGGUUAUGCAAGAAUUUGGCGGCUGCAUUUUGGAGGUGUAUGAACACUGCUGAAGCUGAUGAUGAAGUUGAUGAUCCUGGUGCUUUAGCUGCAGUUGGUUGUUUACGUGCCACUAGCACAAUUCUUGAAUCAGUGAGCAGGCUUCCUCAUAUUGUUGUGGAAAUUGAGCCAACUUUGCUUCCUAUAAUGCGUAGAAUGUUGACAAGUGAUGGCCAAGAGGUUUUUGAAGAAGUUUUGGAAAUAGUAUCAUAUAUAACUCUCUUUUCUCCAACUAUAUCUCUGGAAAUGUGGGGUCUAUGGUCAUUGAUGAUGGAAGCAUUGGCAGAUUUUGCUAUUGACUACUUUCCAAAUAUUUUGGUUCCUUUGGGCAACUACCUAUCCAGGGGAACCGCACAUUUCCUCACUUGUAAAGAACCAGAUUACCAGCAAAGCCUUUGGACUAUGAUUUCAUCUAUCAUGGGAGAUAAAAAUGUGGAGGACAAUGAUAUUGAGCCAGCUCCGAAGCUCAUUCAAGUUGUCUUCCAGAACUGCAAGGGGCAGGUGGAUCAAUGGGUUGAGCCAUAUCUCAGAAUCACAGUGGAGCGAUUACGUCGGGCAGAGAAGUCAUACAUGAAAUGUCUUCUCAUGCAAGUGAUAGCAGAUGCUCUUUUCUACAAUUCAGCUUUGGCACUCGGCAUAUUGCAAAAGCUAGGUGUUGCAACCGAAAUCUUUAAUCUUUGGUUCCAGAUGCUGCAAGAAGUUAAAAAGAGUGGUGUACGCGUUAAUUUUAAAAGGGAGCAUGAUAAGAAAGUUUGUUGCUUGGGAUUGACAUCACUACUAGCACUGCCUGCUGGUCAUUUGCCAGGGGAAGCCUUGGGACGCAUUUUCAGAGCAAUCCUUGAUCUUUUAGUUGCGUACAAGGAUCAAAUUGCAGAAGCUGCAAAGGAAGAAGAGGUGGAAGACGAUGAUGAUAUGGAUGGUUUUCAAACGGAUGACGAAGAGGAUGAUGGUGAUGUAUCUGACAAGGAAAUGGGAGUUGAUACCGAGGAUGGGGAUAAAGCUGACAGCAUUAGACUUCAAAAGUUGGCUGAACAGGCAAAGGCUUUUCGCCCAUAUGAUGAGGACGAUGAUGAUUCGGAUGAUGACUAUAGUGAUGAUGAAGAGUUGCAAUCACCAAUUGAUGAGGUGGACCCGUUUGUUUUCUUUGUGGAUACUGUCAAAUCCUUGCAAGUAUCAGAUCCAUUGAGGUUCCAGAACCUCACGCAAACACUUGACUUUCAUUGUCAAGCCCUUGCCAAUGGUGUUGCCCAGCAUGCUGAACAGAGGAAAGCAGAGAUUGAAAAGGAAAGAAUGGAGAAGGUGGCUGCUGGUGGUUCUUAAACUUUUGAUGCUAUGUUGUGGCUAAAAAUUUGCUUUGCAUAUUACAUCCAAUCUGUAAUGGUUUGGAGCAUCUGGUCGUUUCGAUGAUCAUGAAGGUCGUUGAGCCCCAAUGAUUUCUCGGGUCUAAAGUUCUUGGAAGAUUGCUUGUACAAGUUCCCCUGACAUACAGUGGGAUUAGUGAACACUGGAGCUAGUUCUUUGUUCUGUUCUUCCAGCAUUCAGAGGUAUAGUCAUUAUUUGGUGAGUAUGGCUAUUCUACGGCAGAUAUAUGGCUGUCCCUUCUUGAAUAGUCCUUUCCUCCUUUAUCUCUCAUGUUCAUUAGCCACAAUUUCUUUGGGUUGAGUAUUUAUUCCCUUUGAGUUAUUUGGGAACCAUAGGAUCUGCUCUCAUGGCUUGAGAGCAGCAGGGUGGGUUUCAUGCAUACAAAAAGUUAUUUAGGAUUUCUUUUCCGUUUCAUACGGCUGGUUGAUGGCUAUAUUGAUUGUUAUUAUUAUUAUUAUUUAGCUGCUGGGUCACCAACAAAUGUUCCCUCCCUCCCCGGUGUAUAGAGUCUUAGGGUUCGAAAUUGGGUAUUUUUUGGGUUUUGAUUGCAGAGGGCUUCCAAGGGUAGCUUUGCUGCCGAUUGUAAAACAUUUACGUUAAAUAUUCUUUAUACGAUAUGUAGAUUCACGAGAAAA
This is a messenger RNA of Carya illinoinensis, 3980 nucleotides long. Its product is annotated as importin beta-like SAD2. Gene Ontology annotation, cellular component: nuclear envelope; cytosol. The record is from RefSeq and is a predicted model, not a curated record. NCBI's taxonomy places the organism in Eukaryota, Viridiplantae, Streptophyta, Magnoliopsida, Fagales, Juglandaceae. The transcript has 22 exons. Gene Ontology annotation, biological process: protein import into nucleus. Gene Ontology annotation, molecular function: small GTPase binding. The coding region runs from base 163 to 3303 and encodes 1046 amino acids.